AUGGCAGAAUUUGCAGUUGAAGUAGACAAUCUAACAUAUAAAUUUGCUGAAGCAACAAAACCAUCCGUAAUUGAUAUUAAGUUACAAAUUCCUUGGAACAAAAGAACUUUAGUUGUUGGUGCCAAUGGUGCAGGUAAAUCCACGUUAUUGAAAUUAUUAAGUGGGAAACAUUUAUGUCUUAAUGGGAAAAUCCGUGUUAAUGGAUUGGACCCAUUUAGUCCCUUAUCUAUGCAUCAAGAAGAAGUAAACUCUGAAGAGAAAGACUGGCAAGUGACUACUUAUUUGGGGACCGAAUGGUGUCAUAUGAGCAUUAUUAAUAGAGACAUUGGUGUCUUGGAAUUAUUGGAGAGUAUCGGAUUAAAUCAUUUUAAAGAAAGAGGUGAGAAAUUGAUUGAGAUAUUAGAUAUUGAUACCAAUUGGAGAAUGCAUAGAUUAAGUGACGGACAAAAGAGACGUGUUCAAUUGGCAAUGGGAUUAUUAAAACCUUGGAAAGUGCUUCUCUUAGAUGAAGUUACAGUAGAUUUAGAUGUUAUUGCGAGAUCAAGAUUAUUACAAUUUUUAAAAUGGGAAACUGAAACAAGAAAAUGUUCUGUAAUUUACGCCACUCAUAUCUUUGAUGGAUUAGCUAAAUGGCCAGAUAAAGUGAUACAUGUUAAAGAUGGUCGUAUUGUUUCACAAUUAAACUACACUAAAGAUGUCGAAUUUUGUAAUGAGAUUGAUGGGAAUACUAAUGGUCAUGUUACGUUCCAUUCUAGUACUAAUCAACCUCAUAUAUCGAUUACUAGAGUUAACAGUUUACAUCCUUUAGCAUUAGCAUGGCUGAGGGAAGAUACCGGUGUUUCCAAUGAAGAAAUAUAG
Naumovozyma dairenensis CBS 421 is the source of this 858-nucleotide messenger RNA. It is a transcript of the gene CAF16, whose product is annotated as putative ATP-binding cassette family ATPase CAF16. Gene Ontology annotation, molecular function: ATP binding; ATP hydrolysis activity. Lineage: Eukaryota; Fungi; Ascomycota; Saccharomycetes; Saccharomycetales; Saccharomycetaceae. The coding region runs from base 1 to 858 and encodes 285 amino acids. The record is from RefSeq and is a predicted model, not a curated record. The transcript has a single exon.